AUGCCUGCGCUUGACAGUCCAAUGCUCAGUGAGGACACCCGCGUCCAGGGCUACGACCCCUUAAUUCCUCCUGCCCUCCUACAAAGCGAAGUCCCCGCUUCUCAGACCUCACAAGAGACUGUGUCCAAAGGCAGAAGAGAAUGCAAAGAGAUCAUCCACCAGAAUGAUGACCGCCUUUUGGUCAUGGUCGGUCCCUGCUCGAUUCACGACCCUGCCACAGCCCUUGAAUACGCUGGCAGGCUCAAGGAACUGAGCUCCAAGCUUUCCGGCGACCUAUGUAUCAUCAUGCGAGCUUACCUCGAGAAGCCCCGAACCACGGUUGGAUGGAAGGGUCUCAUCAACGAUCCUGAUAUUGACGAGUCUUACAAGAUCAACAAGGGUCUGCGAGUCUCAAGACAAUUGUAUGCCGAUCUGACCGACAGUGGCAUGCCCAUUGCCAGCGAGAUGCUCGAUACUAUAUCUCCGCAGUUCCUUGCUGAUCUCAUUUCACUUGGGGCCAUUGGUGCCCGCACGACAGAGUCUCAGCUUCACCGGGAGCUGGCAUCUGGCUUGUCGUUCCCGAUCGGCUUCAAGAAUGGUACGGAUGGGUCUUUGGGUGUUGCCAUUGACGCUGUUGGAGCUGCAGCAGCAAGACAUCAUUUCAUGGGUGUGACCAAGCAAGGUUUGGCCGCGAUCACGCGGACCAGUGGCAACGAGGACGGCUUCGUGAUUCUGCGAGGAGGUACAAGAGGUACCAACUUUGACGCGGAGAGUGUUAAGGCUGCCCGGGAAGCUCUGCGGAAGAAAGGCCAGAAAGAAGUCAUGAUGAUCGAUUGCUCACACGGUAACUCCAAGAAAGAUCACCGCAACCAGCCCGGCGUCGCACAAGCCAUCGGUGACCAGCUUCGCCAGGGAGAAGACGCCAUUGUAGCAGUCAUGAUUGAAUCCAACAUCGAAGAGGGCAGUCAGAAGGUACCGCCUGAAGGUGGGCUGCCCAGUCUCAAGAAGGGAAUUAGCAUCACCGAUGCUUGCAUUAACUGGGAUACGACAGUCGAGGUCUUGGAGCAGCUAGCUGAUGCGGUGCGCGUGCGCAGGGAAGUCAAGAAUCAAAAAGCCAAUGGAGCUGUCAAUGGCACCAACGGACAUUGA
Molecule: messenger RNA, 1128 nt
Organism: Cyphellophora europaea CBS 101466
Lineage: Eukaryota; Fungi; Ascomycota; Eurotiomycetes; Chaetothyriales; Cyphellophoraceae
Product: 3-deoxy-7-phosphoheptulonate synthase
Exons: 1
Coding region: 1-1128 (375 amino acids)
Biological process (GO): aromatic amino acid biosynthetic process
Cellular component (GO): cytoplasm
Molecular function (GO): 3-deoxy-7-phosphoheptulonate synthase activity
Source: RefSeq, a predicted model, not a curated record